Molecule: messenger RNA, 1884 nt
Organism: Branchiostoma floridae (Florida lancelet)
Lineage: Eukaryota; Metazoa; Chordata; Leptocardii; Amphioxiformes; Branchiostomatidae
Product: histone H1B, sperm-like
Exons: 1
Coding region: 445-930 (161 amino acids)
Biological process (GO): chromosome condensation; nucleosome assembly; negative regulation of DNA recombination
Cellular component (GO): nucleosome; nucleus
Molecular function (GO): double-stranded DNA binding; nucleosomal DNA binding; structural constituent of chromatin
Source: RefSeq, a predicted model, not a curated record
UUCAGGACGGCAUGCACCAGGACACGGAGUUAAGAUGUUGGGCUACCGGUUCCAAGUGCGAGAAAGGAGGCGAACGGGGGAGUGUCCAUGUUCUAGGCAGGUGAAUGUCUAGGUGAAAGUUUUCAGCGAAGCUACCGCAAAUUCAACAGACGUUAUUGUAAAUUUACGAUAAAUAGUAGGAGUUAUACGCACAUGGAAUGAAAGUAUCAAUCCUUAGGUAAGCGCUGUUGUAUGUAUUAAUGUUGAUUAUUCUGUGUUAAUAGAAGAGUAAAGGGGGAACUUGACGUACAGAAACACAGCUUGUUCCUACAUGGCCAUUUUUGUAAGGCCAAUGUUACAUGUUUCCUUUUACGUCCGCAAUGAAACUAUACAUACGGUGCAUUCGGGCGGGAAGGCUCACAUUCAGUUAUUACUUCACAGUGAAGACAGCUGAAGAUAAUCACCAUGUCUGCACCCGCUCCGGUAGCUCCUAAGAAGAAGGUGGCAAGGAGGCCCAAGAAGCCCGCGGCCCACCCGCCAGUGGCCAAGAUGGUCGUCGCCGCCAUCGCCGCCCUGAAGGACCGCAAGGGAUCCUCCCUGCAGGCCAUCAAGAAGUACAUCGCCGCCAACUACAAGUUCGACGUGACCAAGCAGGGCCAUGUCAUCAGGCGUGUCGUCAGGAACAUGCUGGCCAAGGGUCUGCUCACCCAGGCUAAGGGCAAGGGCGCCGCCGGCUCCUUCAGGCUCGGCGCUGCCGCAAAGAAGGCCCCAAAGAAGCGCAAGGCCAAGAAGCCCAAGAAGAAGGCGAAGAAGCCCAAGAAGGCAAGGAAGCCAAAGGCCAAGAAGGCAAAGAAGCCAAAGGCCAAGAAGGCAAAGAAGGCCAAGAAGCCAGCAGCCAAGAAGGCCGCAAGAAAGCCUGCCAAGAAGACCAAGAGGGUAGCGAAGAAGUAAGACGUGUACAGGUCUACAAAACCGGCCCUUUUCAGGGCCACCACUUCCUCUCAAAAGAGCUAUGUUCGUCUCCACACGUCUGUAAUAUGCGUUUUGCCGUGUACGCUACCGAAUGACUUUGACUUUUUCAGCAAAAGGCUAGUCAUAUCAAGUUUAUAUAGAUGCUUUUUACAGUGGAAUUAUUUCUGGUUUUCAUACUUAAUUAUCAUACAACCCAGGCGUAAUGAACCUGUCACCGGAAUACUGACUUGCUCUUGGCGCCCAUUUUUUGGCGCCGAUUUGUAUCUACCUGAAUCGGCUAUCGAAUAAUAUCCUUGGUGUAGUACGUGUGAUUCAUUUCCUUUUACACGUAGCAUCCGAUAGUGUUCUAUAAUGGUGGUGCUUUAGUUACUUUUUCAAAAAAGAUAGGAGAUUUUUUCGAUAACAACCUUGCUACACCACUCUGAUGGUCAGUUGGUCCAGCGACGUCACCGGCCGUGCACAAAAUAGGCUACGUUCCGGGCCCGUCCCAUGUUUAUAACACUAUUCAAAAUGCCAUAGUUACAUGGCAAGCAAAUACAACCCAAAUUCAUGAUUGACUACAGAGACUGGGCACACUUCGGCACAGCGUAGGAAGAACAGGUGGUAGUAAGGGGAGUAGUCGGGCGAAAAAUUGGCGCAAUUUUUUUUAUGGAGGGCGGGGUCGCUGGCGGACCCCAGGCUCGAGAUCGUGACAAUUUGAUUCUUCAAAAUACAAUGUGGUGGUGCGAAUAAACGCUUCCAAACGUCAUUACCAUUUUCUUCUUAAACCAUAAUCUUGUCGCAGUCUCAUUAAAUUAAAGCACUACAACAAACGCCCACUACUUGCCCGCCACUUACAACGUUAGCAGUCGCCUCUGUGUACACAACAAGGAAACUAGAUACGCACGCCCGGCUUGUGCCCAGCAACGCCCACUGAAUGGGGUGGUCGUUAGU